GUCACAUUCAUUCGUCGGGCAGAGGUCUUCUCGGUUCUACAAGGUAUAGUUAAACGCCGAAGGAAAAAUGAAAUUGUUCCUAGCGAUUUUGGUUGCAGUGGUGUUGGCCGUGGCAGUAGCACAGACAGGCAAAGACGAAGAUUUGUGGAAAUCAUACAAGUCAACUUUUGGUAAAAUAACCCCACCAGAGAAAGAUCUCGCGAGGAAAGAAAUGUUCAUUAAAAGACGCAAGGUUAUCGAGAAACACAAUCUAGAGAACAACGAGUGGAAAAGGGGACUCAACAAAUUCACAGAUAUGUCAGACGAACAUAAAAAAAUCUUUCUCGGAGCUAAAAUGUCGAGAAACCGAGCAAAGUCUAUCGGAGCUACCGACGACCCUGUACUUGAUCGCGCUCUUCCUACUUCGAUUGACUACCGCACCCACAGAUGUUUGAUACCGGUCAAAAUUGAUCAAGGGGACUGCGGCAGUUGCUGGGCUUACGCAGCCAACACUCCAUUAGAGUUCAACAGUUGCAGGAAAACGGGCGUCCGAAUUUGGCUUAGCGAGCAAAUGUUGGUGGAUUGCGAUGGGUAUAACAAGGGCUGCGAUGGUGGAGACUUCACCGGUGCUUGGCAAUAUGUCAAGGAGAAGGGCGGAGCCGUUAAGUCUGCCAAUUAUCCUUACGUCUCCGGAACUUCCCUAACCAACAGCACCUGCAAAUUCAACAGCUCCGCCGUUGCUGUCAAAAUUUCUUCUUUCGACUGGGUCAUGCCGUACCCUAGCGAAAAUGCUAUCAUGGCCCGUCUGCAGAGUGACGGACCUUUGCCCAGUUCCAUGAAAGUUCUCGACCCAUUUUUCGACUACGCUUCUGGAGUCUACAGCGAUCCCGCUUGCAUCGUUGCUGAUGAAAAUGACGUCGAUCACGCCGUCGUUAUCGUCGGAUACGGUACCACCAAGGCCACUGCUACCGUUCCGGCCACUCCCUACUGGAUUGUACGGAAUUCUUGGGGUAUCGGCUGGGGCAUCAAAGGUUAUUUUAUGAUCAAGCGCGGCGUUAACAUGUGCAACAUCGAGUCAUGGGCUGCUUACGUCAAAGUUGUUUGAAGAUUCUAUUUAAUAGAAAUGUCUAUUCUUUUUUUUUGUUCACAUAUUUAGUCGCAAUUAGUUUAACAUGAAACUUUUACAAUUACUUUCUAUAUUGGA
Molecule: messenger RNA, 1183 nt
Organism: Daphnia pulex (common water flea)
Lineage: Eukaryota; Metazoa; Arthropoda; Branchiopoda; Diplostraca; Daphniidae
Product: procathepsin L-like
Exons: 8
Coding region: 68-1084 (338 amino acids)
Cellular component (GO): lysosome
Molecular function (GO): cysteine-type endopeptidase activity
Source: RefSeq, a predicted model, not a curated record